Suhomyces tanzawaensis NRRL Y-17324 is the source of this 1671-nucleotide messenger RNA. RefSeq lists its product as uncharacterized. Bases 1 to 1671 code for a protein of 556 amino acids. The transcript has a single exon. Gene Ontology annotation, molecular function: transcription corepressor activity; protein binding. Gene Ontology annotation, cellular component: Set3 complex. Gene Ontology annotation, biological process: regulation of transcription by RNA polymerase II. The record is from RefSeq and is a predicted model, not a curated record. NCBI's taxonomy places the organism in Eukaryota, Fungi, Ascomycota, Pichiomycetes, Serinales, Debaryomycetaceae.
AUGUCGUUAACCAGCAACGAACUCAACUACUUGGUAUGGCGCUACCUCCAGGAGUCUGGCUAUGACUUGGCAGCUUACGCGCUCGACAAGCACUCCAGUUGUCUGGACUACGAAAGUGCCGCCAACCAGCACAUCAUCGACAAGUUCCGUCCUGGGUGCUUGGUGGAGUUGGUCCAGAAAGGUAUCCUCUACUCGGUGGCACAGGAGGAAGCAGAGACUCACGGCAAUGGCAGCAGCGAGCUGAACUUCUCGCUCUGGAAGGUGUUGAUCAGCGAAGACGUCGCUAAUGUUAGUGAAGAGACGGACUCGCCAGCACCGUUGACUCUCAAGUCGGCAGUGGCCAACGGCGACGUGGAGAUGGCAGACGCUGCCGAAGACGCCCAGGAAGCUGCUGAAGACGUGCACGAGCCUGUGGCCUUCCACACGGCCGAAAUCGUGCCAGAAAUCAGGUUUGACGAGAGCUUGGUCGCAGAUUGGCACCCCACCACCCCCGUGUUUGCCUACGGCAAACAGGACUCGGUGGCAGUGAUCAACGCCAUCAAGGACGGACGUGUGGCGGAGUCGGUGACGUUGAGCCACCCCCAGGUGUUGAACGACCGCAACGAAAUAAACGUGGUGUCGUGGUCCCCCCAGGGCAAUCUCAUCAUCACUGCCGGCAUCAACGGCGAGCUCCGCGCUUGGUCGCCUGACGGCAAGCUCAAGAACAUCGCCAACACGUUUAGUGGCGACAUCUCGCCCGAGGACGCCAUCCAGCUGCCCCCACCCUCGCUCAUCUCCAGCUUGAUCUGGAACCACAACGGCCAGUUGUUAUUGUCGCUCGACUGCAACAAUCAGGUCAGCCUCUGGGACGGCACCACUCUCAGCCUCAUCAAGCAGAUCAGGCCCCCCGAGGCGGCAGACUCCUCGUUAGUCAUCGACGCCUGCUGGUUGGACGAAAACAAGUUUGCGGUGUCCACAACCAAGUUCUCGAUCAAGAUCUACUCCAUCACUCACCAGCCGUUUGGCGGCUCUCCAGACGUCCACACCAUGGGUUACCUCAACGGCCAUGAAAACAGCAUCUCCAUCCUCAAGUUCAACCCCCAGUCCAAGCUCUUGGCCUCGUGCUCCGACUACAACUACGCCAUCAAGGUGUGGAGCCGGGGCUCCUCGCAAGAAUGCUUAGAUUUGAACAAAAAGUCCGACCUUUACAAGAACCAUACCUCGCCGUUGAUCGACUUGCACUGGUUGUCCAAGCACCACGACGACAGCAUCUUGCUCACGGUUUCCAUGGACGGGGUGUUGAACAUCUGGAACGCAAGCAACGGUAACAACUUGAAGAGUGUUGAUUUGUUCAAGAACGAGGCCAACUUCAGAGUCGAUGAAGACAGUCCUGUUUCCCACCGCCGCGACUUGUUAGUGUUCACCACUGCUCUCUCACCCGACCUCAAAUUGUUGGCAGUAGGCGAUGAUCUUGGAAGAGUCACCGUGUGGGACCUUUCGCUUUCGGGACCUAAGGACCUCUUGCGGUGUCUAGGGAUUUAUCACUUUGAAGUCCAGGAGAACAAGGACGCAAAGGAUGGCAAUACUGGCAUUUGUGACUUGAAAUGGGACAGUAGCUCCAAGCAUAUAUGUGUUUCUUACAAGGGCACUCAGAGUGUGAUUUUCAAGUGGGACACGCCAACUAAAGAGUAG